AUGCCACCAAUUCUCAAUAAAAACAAAAAAGACUUAGCUGAGCAAGAGGGCCGGAUCCUGUUAGCUAUUUCCGAUUUACAAAAUGAACGAAUCUUGCGCGUGGCUCAAGCUGCAAGGAUUUAUAAGAUACCCCGGACCACUCUACAAAAGAGAUUGAGCGGUACUCAACAAAGAUCUCAAAUACGCGCCAACAAUCAUAAAUUGACUCAAUUUGAGGAGGAAUCACUUGUCAAAUGGAUACACGAUCUAGAUAAACGUGGAUUACCCCCUCGGCACUCCCUUGUACGAGAGAUGGCUAAUUAUCUUCUCUCGCAACACGGAAAUCAACAGGUUGGAGAAAAAUGGGUAUAUAAUCUUGUCAAACGUCGUCCAGAGAUUGAAUCAAAAUUCUCACGGAAAUACAACUAUGAACGUGCUAAAUGCGAAGAUCCGAAGAUAAUCCAAGAAUAUUUUGAUCGCAUACGAGAGGUUAUAUUGGAAUAUGGAAUCCUGCCAGAGGAUAUCUAUAAUUUUGAUGAGACUGGCUUUGCUAUGGGACUUUGUGAAACUGCCAAGGUUAUUACUGGAAGUGAUCGAUAUGCUCGGCCAAAGCUAUUACAGCCUGGUGAUCGAGAAUGGGUAACUGCAAUUGAGGCAGUUAACUCAACAGGAUGGGCUUUACCUUCAUAUAUUAUCUUUAAGGCAAAGAAAUAUAUGCGUUUAGGCUGGUUUGAGGAUCUUCCAGCUAACUGGAUAAUCAAUAUCAGUGAUAAUGGAUGGACAACAGAUAAGAUUGGAUUAGAAUGGCUUAAACUCCAUUUUAUUCCUCUUACAAGUGACCGGUCAAUUGGAAAGUAUCGGAUGCUAAUUCUUGAUGGCCAUGGAAGUCAUCUAACAGCUGAAUUUGACCGCAUAUGCACUGAGAAUAAUAUUAUUCCAGUGUGUAUGCCUCCUCAUUCUUCACAUCUCUUACAGCCUCUUGAUGUGGGCUGUUUUGCUGUUUUAAAGCGACAUUAUGGACAGCUUGUUGAGCAACGGAUGAGGCUUGGGUUCAAUCAUAUUGACAAAUUUGACUUUCUUACUGCAUUUCCAAUGGCUCGUACGAUGGCAUAUAAAGCUCAGAAUGUUCGGAAUAGCUUCGCAUCUACUGGAUUAGUACCAUUUAAUCCAAAUCGAGUCUAUCAACAGCUUACUGUUCGAUUGAAGACCCCAACACCUCCUCCAAGUCGAUCAAGUGAUACACAGUCAUCUUGCUUACAGACACCUCAGGAUCCCCGUCCAUUCAAGCGUCAAAUGACUACAAUUAAAAAACAGGUGAGCCAGCAUAUAAAAAACCCAUCUGAGGACUUUUAUAAAGCAAUUACACAGAUGUCAAAGGCUUAUGAAAUGAGGAAGGAAAUCCAUGAUCUACGGGCUGCACAUGGGAAGGAGAAGAAAAAACGUCAAAAAUCUAAAAAGCAAAUAUCUCUUGAGCGAGGAGUUAUUAGAGAGGAAGCUCAGGCACUUGUACAAGGUCAGAUUGAGGCAUCUCAAGCUGUUACUACUGCUCCGGCCGAGCCUGAGCUCCCAGUCUCUCAUCCACCUGUACGACGUCAAUUUCGCUGCAGUGGUUGCGGCAUUGAAGGACAUAAAAUAACUACAUGUCCUAAUCGUACCAGUAAUUAA
Molecule: messenger RNA, 1644 nt
Organism: Talaromyces stipitatus ATCC 10500
Lineage: Eukaryota; Fungi; Ascomycota; Eurotiomycetes; Eurotiales; Trichocomaceae
Product: transposon, putative
Exons: 2
Coding region: 1-1644 (547 amino acids)
Cellular component (GO): nucleus
Molecular function (GO): DNA binding
Source: RefSeq, a predicted model, not a curated record